Molecule: messenger RNA, 2835 nt
Organism: Trichophyton benhamiae CBS 112371
Lineage: Eukaryota; Fungi; Ascomycota; Eurotiomycetes; Onygenales; Arthrodermataceae
Product: mucin family signaling protein Msb2, putative
Exons: 1
Coding region: 1-2835 (944 amino acids)
Biological process (GO): establishment of cell polarity; osmosensory signaling pathway via Sho1 osmosensor; hyperosmotic response
Cellular component (GO): cell surface; plasma membrane; extracellular region
Molecular function (GO): osmosensor activity
Source: RefSeq, a predicted model, not a curated record
AUGCGCCUUGCCGCUGCCCUCCUCGCGGCCGUCGCCGUAGAGGCGCUGGGCGACCUUCCCGCCGCCCACAGGCCGCAGCACUACUUCCCGCGCCUCGUCAGGAGAGACCUCGACCGCACCUCAUGGGGCGCCUCCUCCAGGAAGAUGGUCAAGGCCGGCGAGCCCAGCGACCUGCCGCACUUCUACAACGCCAUCAUCAUGCCCACCGCGGCCUCGACCGACUCCUCGACGACGACCACCACCACCAGCAGCAGCGAUACCACCAGUGGAACGUCUACGGGGGACUCUAGCUCGAGUGGAAGUGCAACCUCAAGUGGAGGUGCCAGCUCGGGUGCGGGUGAAAGUCCCAGUCCAACUCCCACUCCCACUCCCACUCCGACUCCAACGCCAGACGACCCGGUAACGACGCCUCCUCCAACGGUCCAUCCAACGGCGCCAACGGUCCCUUCAAUGCCGUCUGAACCUUCUGAGCCCGCCGAACCUAGUGAGCCAAGUGAGCCUACGCUCAUUAUCCCAACGGCCCCUUCAAGCAAGCCCACAGUGCCAGAAGAGCCAACGCCGUCAACACCCCCAACACCGCCAAAUGAGCCCGUCUCCUCCUCGGUGCCGCUGCCUCCUGUCCUGUCUAGCCCUCCGGUUACCUCUCCCAGCAGCCCUGAGAUGUCUACCCCGGCUCCCACUCUGCUGCCUACCUCGUUUCCCACCUUGCUUCCCCCUGAGGAGCCGCCGUCUUCGUCUGCUUCUUCUCAGCCUCACCAGGACCCAAGCUCCUACACUCCUCCUCCGCAGGUCCCACCGUCAUCAGAGGCCCCUAUUAGCCCCCCAGCUGAUCCCACCAGUACCCCCGGUGCUCCUGAGUCUCCCGUGCCUACAUCUGUAGUGCCCUCCAUGCCUUCGAUGCCGUCAAUGCCCUCCAUGCCCUCCAUGCCUCCCAUGAGCCCCUCGCAGGGAGUCAGUCACCCCGGCGGCGUGCCUACUGGAGACAGCACUCUCAUCCCGCUGCCCACUCUGUUCCCCUCGUCCUCUGCUCCGGCUUCUCCCCCUACCCAGCCCGGUCAAUCUUCUCAACCUUCUCGGCCUGGUCAGUCCUCCCAGCCAAUGCAGCCUACUCCGCCAGAGACUCCUACUAUCCCGACUACUUCGGCCACGGGAGGCAUGACUUACCCGGGCGGAGGCACAGGAACUGGAUCGAACCCGACCUCUACUGAGGGAACAGGCAUUCUGCCCACUCUCCUCCCAAUUCCCUCCGAUUCUACUGGUACUUCCACUGGUACUAGUAUGGGUACUUCCACUGGUGCUGGUACUUCCGCUGGAACUAGUACUACUGGGACUGGUACUUCUACGGGAACUCCUAUCAGCUCCCCAUCUUCUCCCGUCUCCAUCUCUAUUCCAAUCUCCCUCCCAACCGACCUCACCAGUGUCACCAAUUUCCCUACCUACUCUCCCUCCGGUGACCCAGCUACCGUCACCGGCCCUGGCAGCGGAACAGCCACGACCCCUAUUACUUCUAUUCUUCCCACGGGAACUGGAACCUCCACUGGAACUACAGGCACAGGAACUUCAACUGGAUCGUCUACCGGAACCUCUGCUACUACUGGCACCAGCACAGAGACGCCUACCUCAGUCACCUUCCCAUCGCUCUCAAUCCCUACUGGUACCGCCUCGACUUCCUCCGGCACCAUUGGAACUGGCAUCACCACAACUCCCACCGGCACCGGCACCGGAACCAUGGGCAGCAGCACGUACUCCUCCCACCCAACUUCUGUCUCGGAGACCUCCACCUCUGGCUCUGGCUCGGAUACCUCUACCGUCCAUCCCUCGACGAUGAUGACCGUAACCACCACCACCCGCCCGUCCUCCCACACGCCAACCCCAACUUCCACUAUACCCUCCUCCUCGGCUCCCAUCUCUACCAACUCCGAUACCACUCUGUCCGUGCCAACCUCCAUCAUCAUCCAGCCCUCCACCACCACCACCACUACGUCAGCCACUGCUACCCAUUCCCCCAAGCCGUUGCCAUACAUGAUCUCCCCUCCCAACGCUAAGCCACCACCACCAGACUCGAUCCUCAUCCAGCUAGGAUUCAAUGGCUCUCUACCCUAUGAGUUCAUCGCCCUCAACACCGAUGUGGUCACCCAAAUCUUUACUUUCAUGCCCUUGGGAGUAUCUUAUGCCGUCGAAGUCGACAAGGACGAGACCCCCAUCACAGGUAUCGGGCAGUAUGACAGGGGUACCCGCAAGGGCUACACCACCGCCCUCGUCUUUUGCUACAUCCCCAAAGACGUUUACAAAGUUCUUGCAACCAGUCUCUCCACCCCGCAGUCCAGGCUCUACACUAAUCCGGACGCAUCAACCUUCACACUCAUGUCCAUGAUCGACCCUACCAUACCCUUACUUGCCGGUGGUCAAACAGUGCCCGGGGGAGGCAAUGCUCCAUACCCAGGUGGCCUUCCCGGUUCAGGCAACAAUGGCGGCAACGGUGACGGUACGGACGGUAACGAAAACAAAGGAAAAGGUCCCGGAGGCUCGGCUGGCGGAACUGGCAUCAAACCAACUGCAGUCGGCAUCGGUCUAGGCGUCGUCGGUGGAGCUGCCCUGUACGGAGCAGCCAUGUUCUUCGUUGCUCGCCGCUACAGAAAGAAACGCAAUCUACAUCGUCGAUCGGACUCGUUGACCAGUGGUAUGGGCUCCCCAACGCCUUACCACGAUGAGCAGCGUGCCGGCAGUCCGUUCGCAGGCACAACUAUGAACGAUCGGUACUCGGGUGCUGGCAGUGGUCGGACAGCGCAGAUCAGUGCGCCUGUCAUGGCUGAGAACUCCCUUGGCUGGAAUUAG